Molecule: messenger RNA, 2697 nt
Organism: Radiomyces spectabilis
Lineage: Eukaryota; Fungi; Mucoromycota; Mucoromycetes; Mucorales; Radiomycetaceae
Product: armadillo-type protein
Exons: 6
Biological process (GO): protein import into nucleus
Cellular component (GO): nucleus; cytoplasm
Molecular function (GO): nuclear import signal receptor activity; small GTPase binding
Source: RefSeq, a predicted model, not a curated record
AUGGCACAAACACCUGUUUCUGCUGAUGUGCUUCAGCAACUUACUCCUGUACUUACCAACCUAUUAUCACCUGAUAAUAACCAAAGAUCGAUUGCUGAAACACAAUUGAACGACCAAUGGGUAGCACAACAGCCGGAUCUUUUGCUUCUUGGAUUAGCCCAAUUCGUCGCUCAGAAUCCUGAAGUCCAGCUUCGUUCCCACUGCAGUGUUUUGUUGCGUCGCUUGGCUUUCAAGCAAUUCACUUCUACGACGAAUCCCGAUGAUCGACUUUGGGAUAUGGUUCAGGAAAAUACUCGUCUUGGUGUGAAAGGAUGCUUAUUGAUGGCUUUGGCCAACGAAAACGAUCAGAGUACCCGCCACAAGGUCGCUGACACGAUCGCCGAAGUUGCCAAGUCCGAUUUAGCCGAUGGAGGAAAAUGGGCCGAACUUUUGAAAGCACUCUUCGAGUGCAGCCAGGCCCCUAAUCCUGCUCACCGGGAAUCAGCUUUCCGCAUUUUCGCUUCUGUACCCGAAUUGAUCUCGGAUCAACAUACCGAUGCCCUCAAAUCGGUCUUUCUCACCAGUCUUACAGACGCCGAGAGCCAAAUGGUUCGUCUUGAAGCUAUGAAGGCCGCGGCUGCUUACAUCAUUCAAGCCGAUGCUGCUGGACAAAAGACUUUGGGUGCUUUAAUGCCUCAAAUGUUGGAGCCUUUGUCUCCCGUUAUCGCUUCGCGUGAUGAUCAGACUUUGGUGGAUGGUCUUGUGGUGUUGAUUGACUUGGCUGAUAAUGUUCCUCGUCUUUUCCGUCCUGUUUUACCCAACGUAUUGACAGUCAUGGUCUCCGUUUCCAAGGACAAAUCCUUUGAAGAUCGUACACGCCAGACCGCCUUGGAAUUAUUGCUCACCUUGUCCGAAGCCGCUCCUGCCAUGAUCCGCAAAUUGCCCAAUUUCGCUUCAGAAGUCAUCCCGGUGGCCAUGGAAAUGAUGACCGACAUGGAAGAUGAUGAAGUUUGGUAUACCACUGACGACGUAAGUGAUUUUCCACUCCCACGUAAGUUGGAUGAGGACGAUAAUGAGGAAAAUUAUGUGAUGGGCGAAAGCACUAUGGAUCGUUUAGCUAGAACGCUCGGUGGCAAGGCAGUGGUUCCCGUGGCAUUCCAAUAUAUUCCGCAGAUGCUCCAGUCCAGCGAAUGGCAGCAACGUCGUGCUUCGCUCAUGGCCAUCUCUUCCAUCGGUGAAGGUUCGGUCAAGGUGAUGAAACCCGAACUUGGCAAUAUCAUUCAAAUGAUCAUGCCCUCUUUCAAGGACCCUCAUCCUCGUGUGCGUUAUGCUGCCUGUAACACCAUCGGCCAAAUGUCGACCGAUUUUGCUCCUUACCUUCAAAAACAUUUCCACGAGGCGGUCGUGAGUGCGCUUCUGCCUGUCAUGGAAGACAACUCCCAGCCCCGCGUGCAAGCCCAUGCUGCGGCGGCCAUGGUCAACUUUUGCGAAGAAGCUGACAAAGCAACGCUUGAACCUUACUUGGAUGCCAUCUUUGAACGUCUGUUGGUUUUGCUCAAGACCCCGAGAGUUUACGUUCAGGAACAAGCCAUUACCACCAUUGCGACGGUGGCGGAUUGUGCCGAAGACCGAUUUAUCAAGUAUCACAAUGUGAUCAUGCCUUUGUUGUUGGAUAUUCUUCGUCAAGCUACCGACAAGCAGUACCGUCUUUUACGUUGCCGUGCUAUUGAAUGUGCUUCGCUUAUCGGUCUGGCCAUUGGCAAGGAAGUGUAUGCUCCUUACACUCAAGAAUUCAUCAAUAUUCUCGCUCAAAUUCAACAAUCGGUCACGGAAGCGGAUGAUGUGCAAACCACCUAUCUUCUGGCGGCGUGGGCCCGUAUGUGCAAGAUGAUGGGUCAAGAUUUCUUGCCUUAUCUUCCGAGCAUCAUGCCUCCUUUGUUGCAGUCAGCUCAGUUGACUCCCGAAUUCACGUUUGUCGAUGUUGAAGAUGAAGACGUCGAAUCCAAAUAUCCCACCGAAGAUGGCUGGGAAUUCGUCGGUAUCAAUGGCCAGCAGAUCGGUAUCAAGACCUCCGUUUUGGAAGAGAAGCAUACCGCGAUUGAAAUGUUGGUCAGCUAUGCUCGUGACUUGGGAGCUGGAUUCCUUCCCUAUGUGGCGUCGGUGCUCGAGAUUGCCUUGCCUCUGUUGAAAUUCUACUUCCACGACGGUGUGCGUCACGCGGCGGCGGCGUUGAUUCCCUUGCUUUUGAAGGAUGCCAAGGAAGCCAAUAUUGCUCCGGGAGAAUUGGCCAACAUGUGGCAUACCAUCUUUGAAAAGCUGAACAAGAUCAUGGCCAUUGAAGAUGAUCUCGCUUUCUUGUCGCAGGUGUAUGCCAGUUUCUAUGAAUGUCUGGAAGUGUUGGGUGAGAACUGUUUGCAACCGGCCGAACUCGAAGCAUUCACCAAGUCGACGGAGGAACAGCUCAAGAAGUUCCAUGAACGACUGACUGCCAGAGAGACUCAGAAGCAGCAAGGUGACUAUGAUGCUGAAGCCGAGGAACAGUUGAUGGAAGAAGAAGAAACCGAGGAAGAUGCCUUGGGAGAAUUGGCUCGUGCUAUUCAAGCCGUGUUCAAAGCACAUCACAGUGGCUUCUUGCCUUACUUUGACAAGAUUUUGCCUGUGGUGGUGCAGUUCUUGGGUCAUCCUAAUACCGCGGCUCGUCAAUGGGCCAUCUGUGUG